Messenger RNA from Ostreobium quekettii, 825 nucleotides. Lineage: Eukaryota; Viridiplantae; Chlorophyta; Ulvophyceae; Bryopsidales; Ostreobiaceae. The record is from the annotation of a GenBank genome assembly.
AUGUGUGUCGGGCGCGAACUCAUUUCAGGAUGUGCCUGUUGCCAGAAAAAGUCCCACAAGAAGCACAAGCGUCACAAGAAGGAGAAGGACAAGGGCCCCGAAUAUAGCGGAGGAGCAGAGAAGGCCGUCCAGAAUCCAAUAUCGGCAGAUGACUACUUCCUGAAGCACUCUGAGUUCGCCACAUGGCUCCAGGAGAAGAAGGGUCUGUACUUCAAUGAGCUCUCUGGAGACGAAUGUCGUGCAAAAUUUGAGGACUUCGUGCUCCGAUGGAAUGCCGGCAAGCUGGCAGACAAGUACUACUUAGGGCUAGGGGCAGCCCCCAUGAAAAGAACACAGCAUAAAUGGAAUUUUCAAGGCUCAAAGGCAACGGGCCAUGAAGCUGGCAGGACAGUGGCUGCUCCUGCAACGGGAGAUCAGAAGGGCAGGAGGGAUGCAGAUAGAACCACUGAGCGCAUUGAGAAGCGGAAAUGGCGCAAGGAGCAAGCUGAGCUUCUGGAUGAGCUAUUGCCGAAAGCAUCAGGCCACCAAGCUCAGAUCGAGAAGAAGAUCGCCAGGAAGGAAGCCAGGAGGGCAUCAAGUCCAGAUGCACUGGUGGCGAUGGGGGACAGGGAUAUUCUAGGUGGCACAGACAGCUUCGAAGCGGCAAAGAGAAGGCAGGAAGCAUGGCGCGAGCGCAAGCAACAACGCACUCUCGCACGGCGGGAGGAAGCGUCCAGGAAGCUCGCAAGCUACCAAGCAGCGGAGGACCAAAAAAUGGAUCAAUUUCGUGCGCUGAUUGAAGCCUCUGGAGGUGCCAUCAAAAUACCCAAGCGUGGGGACGCAUAG